AUGGGUCUGAAAGGCUUCGUCGAGGGAGGUAUUGCUUCAGUAGUAGCAGGCUGUUCGACCCAUCCUCUGGACCUUAUCAAGGUCAGAAUGCAGCUUCAGGGUGAAAACCAUGUUCCCAACCCGAACACACAAGUUCUGCGUCCAGCCUUUGCUUUCAACGGCGCAACAAUGGCUCAAGAAACCCUUCACAUUCCUGCACCAGCACCACCUAGAGUGGGACCCAUAUUUCGAAUGGGCUUGUAUGAGGUGUUUAAGCAGAAAUGGUCCGACCCGGAUUCGGGUAAAUUCCCAGUCUGCCGUAAAAUAGCCGCCGGAUUGCUCGCCGGAGGCAUAGGCGCGGCUGUUGGCAACCCUGCUGACGUGGCAAUGGUCCGAAUUCAAGCCGAUGGUCGGCUUCCAAUUUCUCAGCGCCGCAACUACAAGGGAGUGGUUGAUGCAAUUACACAAAUGUCCAAGCAGGAGGGGAUCACUAGCCUGUGGCGCAGUUCAUCCCUUACGGUGAACCGUGCUAUGAUCGUCACGGCAUCACAGUUUGCAUCGUACGAUCAGAUCAAGGAAGCGAGAUUGGACCAUGGUGUGACGAACGAUGGUCUCGGGACCCACGUGACUGCAAGCUUUGCCGCAGGUUUUGUGGCUGCGGUGGCAUCGAACCCAAUUGCUGUGAUCAAAACCCGAGUGAUGAACAUGAAGGUGGAGGCAGGGAUGGCUCCCCCAUAUAGAGGGGCACUUGAUUGUGCCCUUAAGACGGUGAGAGCUGAGGGACCCAUGUCACUUUACAAGGGGUUUAUUCCAACAAUUUCUAGGCAGGGUCCGUUCACUGUUAUUCUGUUUGUGACCCUCGAACAAGUUAGGAAGAUUUUGAAGGAAUUUGAAGUAAGUGAGGGUUUGAAAUGAUAAUGACGACAAGGAAUUAGUAUAGAGAUUAUGUUUGUUUAUUGGAUUAUUGAUGUUGAGGACUUUUUGCUAAGGUAUUGUUGUGCCAUGACAAAUUAAGCUGAUAUAAGAUGAGAAAUAUUUCAAAUUUAAAAAAUAUCAUGCAAAUAUGUGUGAAUUAUCUUUGAUUUUUAGCAACAAUGCAAUGUUGCACCUCAAUCCCACAUGUAUAAAAG
This is a messenger RNA of Ilex paraguariensis (yerba mate), 1109 nucleotides long. NCBI's taxonomy places the organism in Eukaryota, Viridiplantae, Streptophyta, Magnoliopsida, Aquifoliales, Aquifoliaceae. The record is from the annotation of a GenBank genome assembly.